This is a messenger RNA of Oenanthe melanoleuca, 4621 nucleotides long. RefSeq names its product polypeptide N-acetylgalactosaminyltransferase 14 (gene GALNT14). Bases 151 to 1806 code for a protein of 551 amino acids. The record is from RefSeq and is a predicted model, not a curated record. The transcript is spliced from 15 exons. NCBI's taxonomy places the organism in Eukaryota, Metazoa, Chordata, Aves, Passeriformes, Muscicapidae. Gene Ontology annotation, cellular component: Golgi apparatus.
UGCACAGCCCGGGACUCGCAUCGCCGGCUCCGAGGCGGGCGGGCGAGCCCCUCCUGGCCGCCGGCCCCGCUGCCGCUGCCCGCCGAGCCGCCCGCGGCUCCCCGCCGCCGCCUCCCGCUGCCCCCGCCGGACUUUUCCCCGCUGCCGAGGAUGAGGCGGCCGACGCGGCGGCUGGCGCUGUCUCUGCUGGGGGUGCUCUGGCUCGCCGCCCUCCUCCUCUUCUUCGGGGCGCGGAGGAAGUUGGAGGCGGCGGAGCCCGAAGGACACACGCCGGAGGAACCCAACGCGGACUGGGACGACCUGUGGGAUGAGUUUGAAGAGCGGCGGUACCUGAGCGCCCGGAGGUGGAAGGGCGGCGAGGAUCCCUACCGGCUCCACGCCUUUAACCAGCGCGAGAGCGAGAGGAUCCCCAGCGACCGCGCUGUGCGCGACACCCGCCAUCACAGGUGUACGACUUUGCACUACAGCCAGGACCUCCCACCCACCAGCGUGGUCAUCACCUUCCACAACGAGGCCAGGUCCACCCUGCUAAGGACAAUUCGGAGCGUGCUGAACCGCACCCCAGUGCACCUCGUCCAUGAAAUCAUACUCGUGGAUGACUUCAGUGAUGACCCUGAUGACUGCCGCUUGCUGGGCCAGCUGCCCAAGGUGCAGUGCCUGCGGAACGGACGGCGGGAAGGUCUGAUCCGGUCCCGAAUCCGAGGGGCAGACGUGGCUACAGCAGGUGUCCUGACCUUCCUGGACAGUCACUGCGAGGUGAAUAAGGACUGGCUGCUCCCUCUGCUGCAGAGGAUCAAAGAGGAUCCCACCCGAGUGGUCAGUCCCAUUAUUGACAUCAUCAACCUGGACACUUUUGCCUACGUGGCAGCUUCCUCAGACCUCAGAGGAGGUUUUGACUGGAGUCUGCAUUUCAAAUGGGAGCAGCUUUCCCCAGAGCAGAAAGCCAAACGACUUGAUCCCACCGAGCCCAUUAAGACACCCAUCAUUGCUGGGGGGCUGUUUGUGAUCGACAAGGCCUGGUUCAACCACCUGGGGAAGUAUGACAGUGCCAUGGACAUCUGGGGUGGGGAGAACUUUGAAAUCUCUUUCCGUGUGUGGAUGUGUGGGGGGAGCCUGGAAAUCAUCCCCUGCAGCCGUGUCGGGCACGUCUUUCGGAAGAAACAUCCCUACGUCUUUCCAGAGGGAAAUGCCAACACAUACAUUAAGAACACCAAGCGCACGGCGGAGGUGUGGAUGGACGAGUUCAAGCAGUACUACUACGCUGCCCGGCCCGCAGCCCAGGGGAGGCCUUUGGGCAAUGUCCAGAGCAGAGUGGAGCUACGGAAGAGGUUGAAAUGCCACAGCUUCAAGUGGUACCUGGAAAACGUUUAUCCCGAACUUCGGAUUCCUGAGGAAUCGCUCUAUCAGACUGGAAUCAUCAGGCAAAGGCAGAGCUGCCUGGAGUCACACAAGUCUGAAGACCAAGAGCUCCCCAUCCUGAGCUUAAAUCCCUGUAACAGCAGCAAAGGCACAGUACCAAAGGCACAGGAAUGGACGUACACAUACAACCACCACGUCCGCCAGCAGCAGCUGUGUUUGUCUGUGUACACCCUCUUCCCUGGUUCCCAGGUGCUGCUGUCACCUUGUAAAGAAGGUGACAACAAGCAGCGCUGGGGCAAAGUCGGGUCACACCUUGAGCACAUCGCUUCCCGCUUCUGCUUGGACACCGAGAGCGUGGGGGACACCAACGAGAGCAUCAAAGAGCUGGUGAUCAACCCCUGUGAGAGCACAGCCAUGAGCCAGCGCUGGGACAUGGUGAUGUCCUGACCUGCUGGAGGACGGGACGCGGAUGAGAUGUGCCGGAUGGGGCUGAAACCCAAACCCUGGGGGUCCCUGUGGCACAGGAGGAGAAUCACUCAAAUAAACAUGGGACACCGCACUCCAGGUGGAACAGCGGAUGUUGGCUGCCAGGCAUGCAGCUGGUGUUGGCCUGUUGGUGCUCAAGGAGGAGGGAUGGCAGAGAAACAAGCUUGAAAUGUUUUAGAGGGGUACUGGGAGGUCUUGCAAUGGGCUGUACAGAACUUCAGCAUGCACAGCAUUCAUUAAUCUCCCUGGAAAUGCAGGUAGAAGAGCCUUGAAUGCCUAAAGGAGACAGGCUGAGCAAAACAAGCACCUCAGUAGCUCCUGGGGGUUGAGGGGGGUGCACGAGGUGGGAUGUACCAAGGGAUGCUCUGAAACAUUGCCGGGGACCAAGUGGAAGACAGUGAAUCAUUUUUGCACUUUGCUGUGGAUGUUUCUGUCUUCUGCAGACCACAUGGGUUGAGCUGUGUUGCACAUUUGAAUUGGUACCUGAUCCACGUCCAUGGUGUGUAUACAGAGGCAGAGCAGUCCUUGAUGGCUGUGGCCAGGAUCAGAACAGUGAUGGGGAAUCCUGCUCUGUGCUAACUGCACACAGUGCUUGUUGAAUCUCCAAAGCCCAAGCAAACAGAGGAUUCACUGCAUGGGAUUAAAGGAUAUAAAUUUCUGUCAAGCUGGGAGGAAAGGCAGUAAUGUGAUUUUUUUCUCCUCUCUGAAGGCCAUGGAUCACUGAAAACUCCCGUAAAAUUUUGCUAUGUGUCUCUCACUGCUCUGCUUCAGAUCUGGACUAAUUCAAAUUUUCACUUUUCUAUAAAAGUAAUAUUUUUGGUAAUUGAAGGUAAUUGUGUCAUAUUUGUUUCCCAAUUUCCAAACUACACAUGAAGGGACUCCCAUAAAAAGCUGCUACUGAUGGAACGGUGAAGGUUUGAUUUUUAAUCAAAAUUAGAGGCUGCUCCAAGAAAGAAAAAGGGAUAUUACCUGGGUUUGCUUCCCAGUUUCCUUGUAGCCCACAGUGUAAAGUACUGAAGAAAAGGUUCUCAAAAGUGCAGCAGAAAUUACUUCCUCAGCUUUUGGAGAGAAGUCUUUUACCAGAGAUCAUGUCGUGUGUGGGAGUGAGGUGACUGCCUAAGGAGAGUAGGACAGACCACCUCAGGAGGGAGGAAUAGAAGACUGGAAGGUCCUUUCCAGCUUGUCUUUCAUGGCAGCUGUCACUACAGCCACAGGUAACAGGCUGUGCAUCACCAAGAGCUGUGCACACAGCUCUUGUCUAGUAAUGACUCCCAAAGAGAACUUUCAUAGGACUGUCAGUGUGACUUGAAAAAAAAUACAUCAUUUCUGUCUGAAAAUGCUAGGAUUUAGUGAAAGUCCUAUCCUUUGUUUCCUGUGCUGCAAACUGCAGGUGAAAUACCAUAAGCUUUAAGCCUUCAAGUGCUCUCAGCAUCCCUUCUUGAAUAAAUAGCUGGCUUUCAGGAUUUUACUGCCUCAGUUUCUCCUCCCUCAGUGCUGGGAGAAAGCCAUGUGUUUAAAUCUUCCUGGCUUUAGAAGCAGAACUCUUUAUGUGCUAAAGGUCGCAGUGCAAAAUGCUUUUCAUGUGCUGCAGUGAUUACUAACCUCAUCAAGCUCCCUUGGUGCCAGCCUCAAGGGCUUCUGUUAUGAAAGGGCUGGGGCAAGCUGUCAUUUCAUGGUGGGAGGUGGCAUUGUUUCCCUGCCACCACUCGGUGCAGGAAACAAAGGGGAGCCCUUCAAAUGGAAUGGACCCAUUUCACAAAGGAGGGCAGUGACCUUGGGCUUCUUUUUAAUUGAACAGGGACAUAUCACUUCUACUUUUCACAAUGGUGAUGACAGGCAAGGGGUAGUAAUUCCCUGUCUAGUGUUUACAAGGGAAGGCAGCUUCCCAAGGGCUUGGAACUUAACACAUUCACACCUGUUCUGUGCCCACAGCCUGGCACUGCCCAGCAGCUGGCAAUUCCAUUCUGAAAAUUCAGAUUGCUGAACAACUUGCCAUGGGUUUUGAAGUUCAGCACCUGGCAGGUACACUCUGAGCAGGACCUCAGGCCUAUCUAGCUUUACUCUUUUCCACCAAAGCUGAAAAUCUCUGUUCUCCUGACAGCCAAAGCUCUCUGAACUGCUCUUAGCCUUAGCAGAAACAGCUACCUCACUGCAUAUGUGUGUGUGCUUGGGCACAUGGACCCUGGGACCUGCAGGGAUGUGUUCUAGGAAGGAGCUGUUUGAUCAGCUCCUACCUUUUGGGAAACACAAAUGCUAAAGCAACCCCCUCCUAUUCCAAAACGUGCUAAGGGAUCACUGUGAACAUAUCUGGGGACAAUGGAAGGCAGGGUGGUGAGGGGGGCAUCAGGCAUGGUGUCCCCUACCAGAGAGCAGCAGCCAAGGUCAGCUAAGUCUCUUGCAGGCCCAAAAGCCACCAUGUACCUCACAGACCUGGGACAGCAGCACUUGUCAAACUGGUGACUGUGUCUCACAGAGCCAUCAGCUGUAGCCCUUAGGCUACAGCUUAUUUCAUGGUCCAGGAAAUGAGAUUAUCCCUAUGGAUCAGCAGUGUUUUCAGAGAAGCCUGGGAGUAUCAGCCUGACUCCUGGGGAGCUUUAUAUAAAGCUGGCAGUGGUCUGGCAGUCUCCAGAGUUAACCCCAAUAUGGCAUUUAGGAAAUCUGCUUAACACCCCUGCAGAGAGACCUUCCAUUGUGUCAGGGAAAAGGUUAACAUGCUGCUGAAAUCAAACUUGUACCUUCAGGUUUGUUUCAUUUAUUAAAAUACACUGAAAAUAGA